Lotus japonicus is the source of this 1251-nucleotide messenger RNA. RefSeq names its product 29 kDa ribonucleoprotein A, chloroplastic-like. Gene Ontology annotation, cellular component: cytosol. The record is from RefSeq and is a predicted model, not a curated record. The coding region runs from base 87 to 995 and encodes 302 amino acids. NCBI's taxonomy places the organism in Eukaryota, Viridiplantae, Streptophyta, Magnoliopsida, Fabales, Fabaceae. The transcript is spliced from 5 exons. Gene Ontology annotation, molecular function: mRNA binding.
UGCUCACUCUCUUUGAAAUCACUCUCCUUCGUAUUUCCAAACCCUAGUUUUCCAUUUCUCUCAACCUUAUCCGUUAAACCUUAGCCAUGUCUACUACCUCUGCAACUUCCCUAGCUCUUCCAAUUCUCCAAACUCGACAACCUCUUGGUUCUUCCCAGCGUUUCUCUUCAUCGUUCUGCCUCAACCCUAACUUCAAAUCCAUUUCCAUUUCCGCAGUGUUUCUUCCUUCAACGUUGUCGCUCUCUUCCUCUCGCUUUGUCACCCGUGUAGCCGUCUCCUCUGAGUUCGACCAGGAAGAGGACACCUUCAGCGACGAUGCAGAGACCCGCUCCUUCGCCCCUGACCACAAGGUCUUCGUCGGAAACCUUCCUUUCAGUGUCGACAGUGCCCAGCUCGCUGAGCUCUUCCAAGACGCUGGAAACGUUGAAGUAGUUGAGGUGAUUUAUGAUAAAAUGACUGGAAAUAGUAGGGGAUUUGCUUUUGUGACUAUGUCUUCCGCUGCGGAAGCUGAAGCAGCUGCUCAGCAGUUCAAUAACUAUGAGCUGGAGGGAAGGGCACUGAGAGUAAAUUCUGGACCACCUCCUAAAAACGAGAACCGUGGUUUUAAUGAGAAUCCUCGUUUUAGGAAUAAUUCUUUCAACAGAGGUGGUUCAGAUAGUUACAGAGGUGGUUCAGAUGGUUACAGAGGAGGUGGUUCAGAUGGUUACAGAGGGGGUGGCUCUUCUUCAUACAGCGAAAACCGUGUUCAUGUAGGUAAUCUUGCUUGGGGUGUUGACAACGCAGCACUUGAGUCAUUGUUUCGUGAACAAGGAAGGGUUGUGGAUGCAAAGGUUAUCUAUGAUAGGGAAAGUGGAAGAUCAAGAGGCUUUGGAUUUGUGACUUUCAGCAGCCCUGAUGAGGUCAACAGUGCAAUUCGGUCCCUAGAUGGAGCGGACUUGAAUGGCAGAGCUAUUAAGGUCUCACAAGCAGAUUCUAAGCCCAAGCGCGAAUUUUGAGGAUUUUACCUUUCAUCUAUACCUUAUCAACAGAGGACUUUGGUAGGUGGGAGUUCUGUGCUGCACGACAUCAAUGUUUUCCAACAGUUACACCGUAGCAAAUACCUAAUAGGUUUCAUGGAGAAGAGCUGAUACUCUUGAACUUAAAUCGAGUGCUUAGAUUUGAUUGUUUUUAUUUGAAACUUUUUGUAGUCCGAAUGUUACGGCUUUAUUGUUUAAGUAGAUGAAUCAAAUAUUUAUUGUUUAUCCGUUCCAA